AUGCUGCCGCAACAUCCAAGUUGGUGGACACUCGAGUCACCAUUUAAAAUUUUACUUUCUCCUUUUUUUCUCACCCACCCACUCUCGCUCUCUCCCUUACUUUGUCCUUUCCUUCUUUCUUUUUAUUUCAUUCUUUCUUUCUCACUUUCCCCCCACACACAUUUUCUCUAUUUUACUUUGUCUUUUACUACUUUCUUUCUUUCUUUCUUUCUCUCACUCUCACACGCCCCCUCUCUCUCUCUCUUUUACUACGUCCUUUCCUUCUUUCUUUCUUUCUUUCUUUCUUUCUUUCUUUCUUUCUUUCUUUCUCACUCUCUCAAACACAAAACGCUCUCUCUUUAUUUCUUACUUUGUCCCUUCUUUCUUCCUUUGUUUCUCGCUCUUUCACACACACACGCUCUCUCUCUCUCUCUCUCUCUCUCUCUCUCUCUCUCUCUUACUUUACCCGUUUCUUUUUUCUUUUUCACUUGCCCACAUACAUACGUACGCUAUCUCUCUCUUUUACUUUGUCUCUUCUUUCUUUCUUUCUUUUUUCUUCCUGACUCUCAAUCUAUCACGCACACACGCUCCUCCCCUCUCUCUCUCUCUCUUACUUUGUCCGUUCCUUCUUUCUUUUUCACUCUCUUAAACACACACUCUCCCUCUCUCUCACUUUUACUUUGUCCGUUCUUUCUUUCUUUCUUUCUUUAUUUCUCACUCUCUCUCACACAGGGGCUCUCUCUCUCUCUCUCUCUCUUUGUCCGUUCUUUCUUUUUUUGCUUCUCGCUCUCUAACAGACAUACUCUCUCUCUCUCUCUUUCUUUCUCUUUUACUUUGUCCUGUCUUUCUUUCUUCUUCUUUUUUUUCUUUUUUUUCGUCACUCAUUUAAACAAAGUAGCUAAACAUAGUCCAGAAAGAACUGAUUGA
Molecule: messenger RNA, 906 nt
Organism: Acanthosepion pharaonis
Lineage: Eukaryota; Metazoa; Mollusca; Cephalopoda; Sepiida; Sepiidae
Source: the annotation of a GenBank genome assembly